AGAAGACGUAAUGAAGUGCUCCUGAGCGUCCUUGCCAUGAAAAUCACUUUAAUAUUCGACAGUUUUCACAGACGGGAGUUGCAAUGAAGGCGGGGGCCUCCUCCAUGUGGGCGUCAUGUUGCGGGCUGCUGAACGAGGUGAUGGGCACCGGGGCCGUCCGCACCCAGCAGCCGGGCUUCGGAGCCGGAGCAGGACCUUUCCGAUUCGCCCCCAGCGCUGGAUACUCCACAUACCCGCCCAGCAGCACCACCUCAGGAAGCGCAGGCCUGGCGUGCAAAGCCUGCGGACUGGCCUUUUCUGUGUUCAGACGGAAGCAUGUUUGCUCCGACUGCAAGAAGAGCUUCUGCUCGCUGUGUUCGGUGCUGCAGGAGAAUCUGCGGCGCUGCUCCACCUGCCACCUGCUGUGGGGAACGGCCUUCCAGCGGCCGCGGCUCAUGCGGCUGCGCGUCAGAGACCUGCGGCAGUACCUGACGCUGCGCAACAUCAACACCGACACCUGCAGGGAGAAGGAGGACCUGGUAGACCUUGUGCUCUGCCAUCUGGGUGCUGAGCUGGAGCUGGGGGAGGACGAGGAAGAGGAGGAGGAGGAAGAGGAAGCGGAUACGGACAGUCUGCCCUCACUCCCGCGAUCACUCUCCACGCCGCCGGCCUCUGCAGCGCGCUCGUCCUCCCAGCAGUCGGCGCUGUCUGCGGCCGCGUCUCAGGGAGAAGCUCUCAGCCGCAGCGAUAGCUCAGGGACAAACAAUCAGGAUCAUGGAGAUGCUGCGUCAGUUUCCCUCCUCAACCUGGAGUCUCAUGAUGACAUGCUGGAGGCGAGUCCAGCGACACAGCGGCGCGCUCGAGCCUCGCUCUCGGAUCUGGCCCACGAGGACGACAUCGAGAGCCUGACGGUGCGGCAGCUCAAGGAGAUUCUCGCACGAAACUUCGUCAACUUUUCCGGCUGCUGUGAGAAGUGGGAACUGGUGGAGCGAGUGCAUCGCCUGUACAGAGAGAACCAGCUCAACAGAAGAUCCAUGGAAAAUGUAAGCAACAGUCUUGCAGCAGUCAUAGCUUACCCUCCUCCUAUAUGCAAUGGAGGUAUCGGAGAUGGUGUGCAAGUGGCUCAGCUGGGCGGCGCUGAUGAGAACCUGUGCCGGAUCUGCAUGGACGCCGUGAUCGACUGCGUUCUACUGGAGUGCGGACACAUGGUGACCUGCACCAAAUGCGGAAAGAGGAUGAGCGAGUGCCCCAUCUGCAGACAGUACGUGGUGCGCGCCGUGCACGUCUUCAAGUCUUAACGCCAGCUUUACUUCCCACUGGAAAAAAAAACAACACACCUAGAGACCGUCAAUGGACUGAGAGUCUGUCCAUUUCAUUUCACACGUGUGGAAACCGGCACACUUACUGUACUUUCCAGAGCGAGCGUCACCUGCUGCCCGAUUUCAUGUGGUCACACUUUACUGAGUUACUAACCCAGGGAGGAUGGAUCUUAGAGGAACAAAGGUACAGUCCAAGACAAUGUUAUCAGCCCUCUUGUGAAUUUUUUUUUGAUUAUUCUUCAAAUAUUUUCCAAGUGAUGUUUAACUGAGGAAAUUUAGGCCCAAUCCCAAUUCUUCCGCUUAGCCCUUUCCCUUAUCCUCAUUUUGCACGUUCACGUGAAAGGGUAGGGGUGUCCCAAUUCUCUUUAGCUCGAAGGCAUAGGGUUAAGGGGAAACUUUAGAUACCCCUUCGAACAGAGAUUUUUCAAGACCACGGAGAGCACCAAGACCAUUUUUCGAAACCAAGAGCUAAGAAAAUUUCCCAGAAUACACCAGCCACAACGGCAGGAUAGCUGCACUCGGAAGUAAUUAGUAUUUUUUUUCGCCAUCAUUACGAAUUUUUACAAAAAACAAGCACAUGUUUUAAUACAUU
Molecule: messenger RNA, 1890 nt
Organism: Danio aesculapii
Lineage: Eukaryota; Metazoa; Chordata; Actinopteri; Cypriniformes; Danionidae
Gene: rnf34b
Product: ring finger protein 34b
Exons: 8
Coding region: 84-1277 (397 amino acids)
Biological process (GO): protein K48-linked ubiquitination; negative regulation of extrinsic apoptotic signaling pathway via death domain receptors; proteasome-mediated ubiquitin-dependent protein catabolic process
Cellular component (GO): cytoplasm; plasma membrane
Molecular function (GO): ubiquitin protein ligase activity
Source: RefSeq, a predicted model, not a curated record